AUGGCUGAGAGGAGAAAUGAUCCACAAGUUUAUCCAUUGUCUCAAAGUUACAAUCACAGCACAGAUUUUAAUGUGAAGCGUGAUGAAGAGUCCGCUUUCAGAAAGCAGGAUGAGAUUCGUCGCAAUUACAAUGCGAGUCUCAACGUCACGAGGAUGAAGGUGCUGUUUUCUCUAACCGUGAUGAAGGUAAAAACUCCCAAAUUUCGGGUAAGAUCAAUAACUUUCGAUCACUUUGAAGUUCGUACAGCUCCGAAUCCUUCGUUUAAUUUUAUUGCAAGUGUCGAGGUUGGUGUGAAAAACAAGAAUUUUGGAACGUAUAAGUUCCAAGAUAGCAAGAUGUAUUUCUCCUAUGAUGGCAUGCCAAUUGGGGAGGCCUUUGUUCCUGAUGGUAAAGCUGGAUGGCUGUCAACCAAGAAGCUAAAAAAUCUGGCCACGGUACUCUUAUCAAACAAUUUGCCUACCAAUUCACAACUCGGAAAUGAUCUCAACUCUGGAGUCUUGAAGUUGAAUGCUCAAUCCCAAUUGAGCGGAAAGGUGACUCUAACGUUCAUGUUCAAGAGGAAGAAAUCCACAAACCUAAAUUGCAACAUUACUAUCGGUUUGGCUGACAAAGCUGUUCGAGAAAUUGACUGCAAUUGA
Messenger RNA from Coffea arabica (coffee), 639 nucleotides. NCBI's taxonomy places the organism in Eukaryota, Viridiplantae, Streptophyta, Magnoliopsida, Gentianales, Rubiaceae. The record is from RefSeq and is a predicted model, not a curated record.